AUGUCCAGGCCAUUGAAUAAGGAUUAUCGCCGUGCUGACUUUGACCAGCUGCUGCACACCAUAGAAAAGCAUCCGCUGAUGCAGAAGGCCAGGCCCGAACAACUUGAAAUGCAACGGCUUCGCACGCCCGAGUAUCGCUCCAAGUGCGUGAUGCGAGCCUCUUUAGACGACAUUGCACUGGGAAUAAAUCUAUACAAAAUCAAACUGAGUAGGGAUGACCCCACUACUGCCUUCGCCAGUGAGACUCCUCCUGAGCCAUUACAUCCCGCCAAGUCCGCCAAAGCACCUGCCACGCCGUUCAUCAAAGUGCUACUCCGCAAAACACCUAUGGUAGUCCUUUACGAACGGUACAGUAUGACGGCGCUUGCGGACAGUGAGGAAGGAUGCCAGGUGCUGGCCGACAAUCGGCGCUAUGAGGAGUUGCUUGCCGGCACGGACAAAACCAGACGCACCGUGGACGCAGACACACAAACUCUGACGGCCCUCAAGAAGUCACGGCUGGUCAACACUGAACGACUGACCACAGACCAUAUCGGCUCGUAUGUAUCCAACUUUGAAAUGUUCGACACCUAUCAAGAUCUAGAGAGCUCCACCAAGAGCGUACAAGUGCAGGGGCAGGAAAAAAUGGAGAUCACCACCUACAUGGUGGGUGGCGUCGAUCAGUUUGUCGGCAUCAACAAGCUGCCCAACUUCAAGCUGGCCCUCAUGCUGACCAUGCGCCUGUUGGCGAGCAAUGUGUUUGAGGCGCAGCAACGACGCUUCCGCAAUAUGGCGCCGCCAGAUCCGUUGGCCGAAGAUGUUAAGUUCAAAUACCGUCUGCGUUUGCUUUGGCGUCUGGAAGCACCCAGGACAGAGGCUGUGAAGGAGGCCCUAUCACUAGGUCAGCAGGCUGUCACCGAUAUGAGUUUUUGUCCCAGCAAUGGGGACAUUUUGGCCGUGGCCUAUGGUGUCUACACCUAUGCGCAUGUAAGCUCGUUACCUCGUUGCGGCUACGUCUACGUAUGGAACAUCAAGAAUCCUGUCAACCCUGAGCGCUGUUACAAUUAUCAAGUGCCAGUAGUUACUGUGGAGUUUUCCGCGGCUGUUCCCCAAUUGCUGGCAAUCGGUCUAUACAACGGCAACAUUGAAGUCCGUGACAUAUCGCAACCGGAGCUGCCACCGGUAGCAAUCUCCCAACGUAUUAGUUCGCCUUACUUCGAGCCCGUGACUGCCAUUAAGUGGAUACAGCGCAGCGAUGGCGAUGUCGGGGGCGACACUGACACCACGCCCUUUUUGGCAAUCUCCCAGGCAGGUGCCGUCACCAAAUAUCGUCUAAUCAAUAGCCCCCACCUGCUAGGGUUCGAGCAGCAGCGACUGCAACGUUCUGAGGGCGAGCUGGAGGGCAUCCAGCUUGAUUUGGGUGCUUCAGUUCCGCUCCUAUCGAAUCGGCACCCCCAGUGCCUGGAACUGCUUGUGGAUCCCCUGCAUGCCGACAUAUACUAUGUCCUUACCGACGAGGGCACUAUGUAUAAAUGCUCCACCAACUAUCCGCAGCAGUAUUUAGAGUUACGACAGAUCCACGAAGCACCCGCCGUCUGCAUGGAUUUCUCCCCAUGGUCGCCCAAGUUGUACCUCACGUGUGGCAGCGAUUGGUGCAUUCGUAUCUGGCUUGCCGGCAUACUGAAGCCAGUCAUUACGCUACGUCAUCAUUUGUCACCUGUGCACUGUGCCCGGUGGAGUCGCACUCACUCAACCAUUCUGGUAUCGCUGACUCGCAGCACCGUGGACAUUUGGGAUUUGCGAAACAGUACGUUAAAACCUGUAUCCUCAACCACAAUUGAUGCCCAGAUUUUCUACACAACUUUCCGAUUCACACUCUGCGGUCGUUCGCUAGCUGUGGGCAAUGAAGCUGGCCAUUUGUUGAUGCUAUCCUUUGAGGACAUGCCCUUUCCGCCACACUUUCAAUACAAGCAACUAAAACGCGCUUUAUUCAAAGCCUUGGCCAUGGAACCCUCAUUAAUGCAGCAAGUGAAAAGCGUGGGCUUCUUUGGCUACCCGACUGGCAACAAGCAGCCAAAUAAAUAG
Messenger RNA from Scaptodrosophila lebanonensis, 2064 nucleotides. RefSeq names its product WD repeat-containing protein 78. Gene Ontology annotation, biological process: cilium movement. The record is from RefSeq and is a predicted model, not a curated record. The transcript is spliced from 4 exons. Gene Ontology annotation, molecular function: dynein heavy chain binding; dynein light chain binding. Lineage: Eukaryota; Metazoa; Arthropoda; Insecta; Diptera; Drosophilidae. Bases 1 to 2064 code for a protein of 687 amino acids. Gene Ontology annotation, cellular component: axonemal dynein complex.